AUGGCGACAGCGACAAUGGCAACCGCAGCGGGUGCCGCGGCACUGCUUUACUACACGCUGAACCGCCGCCUGCAGACAGAGAGGCUGAAUCAGGAAGGGGAGUGCAGCAACAGCAGGGAUGUGGCGCCCAGGGCCGCGCCAGGUUCUCCCAGCAGGAGCCGGGUGUCGCGGAGGGACGUCCGUGCCCCUGCCACCUGGCUUGAGACUAUCUCGACGCUGUCAGAGACGCUGCGGUUCACGUAUUCAGAGACCCUUGGGAAGUGGCCGAUCGGUGACCUGGCUUUCGGCAUCAGUUUCCUCCUCAAGAGACAGGGAAACCUAUCUGUAGCAAGCAUAUACGCUGGAAAUGAUAGUGUGGAGCUCAAAGGAGCUGAAGUAAUUUCUGACUUAAAGUAUCUUCUCAAUUUGCUGACACUUUGCUGGCAUUUCUCCAAAAAGCCAUUCCCGUUGUUUUUGGAGGUGACUGGCUACUCUGCGGAGGAUGUUCUUAUGCAAGAACCUAAAGCAGGAAUUUUGAAGCCAGCUUUCACCAUUUUGCUUGAUAGAGACAAAAAGUCCAUACUUCUAUUAAUUAGGGGAACUCAUAGCAUCAGAGAUACAUUAACAGCUGCCACUGGUGCUGUGGUUCCAUUUCACCAUACAAUUGUACAGGAAGGUGGUGUUAGCGACUUAGUACUAGGAUAUGCUCAUUUUGGGAUGGUUGCAGCUGCUAGGUGGAUUGCGAAGCUCUCAGGGCCUUGUCUGGCACAAGCAUUGCACAUGUACCCAGACUUCAAAAUAAAGGUUGUUGGACAUUCACUGGGGGGUGGUACAGCUGCUCUGUUGACAUACAUCCUGAGGGAGCAGAAGGAGUUUACCUCUACUACUUGUGUGGCAUUUGCUCCAGCUGCAUGUAUGACAUGGGAACUGGCAGAGUCAGGUGUGCGUUUUAUCACUACAGUCAUCAACGGAGCUGAUUUAGUUCCAACAUUUUCUGCUGCAUCAGUAGAUGAUCUUCGUUCAGAGGUUACAGCAUCUGCUUGGCUAAAUGAUCUCUGUCACCAAAUUGAACAAACCAGAAUCCUAAGCACUUUUUAUCGUUCAGCAUCAGCCUUGGGAUCGCGACUUCCUUCUAUGGCGAAUGCUAAAGCAAGAGUAGCUGGUGCUGGCGCUAUCUUAAGACCUGUAUCUACCGGGACACAGGUUGUAAUGAGGAGAGCUCGCAGUGUAGCGCAGGCAGCAUGGACAAGACCUGGACUGCAACUAUCUUCAUGGGCUUGUAUUGGGCCAAGACGGCGAAAUAAUGUUUCAUCUACUUCAACUGUCACAUCAGAGGAAAUAAGAGCAUCUACAAGCGGUGGAUCCGAAUCCACUUCGCUGUUGACUGAAACAACCGUAGAAACCUCAGAGGCAGUUACAUCAGAAGCUGUACCAGAAGAGGUUCAGAGUUCCGUUGCUGUGGCGGUCGAUGCUAUUGGCUUGGUAGAUGACAAGGUAGAUAACGAUGAUGACAUCGGCGAUCACCAUGACGAGGACAGGAUGACUGAUGUGGAGCUGUGGCAGCAACUUGAAAGUGAGUUGUACCGGAAGAGGGAAGGAGAAGAUGAUGACAUAGUGGAAGAUAUGACUGAAAGUACAAUUGCUGAGGAGGUGGGUGGCGUGGCUGAAGAUGUGCUCAGUGAGACCAAGGAAGUGCAUAGGUUCUACCCUCCUGGAAAGAUCAUGCAUAUAUUAACCUCCAGCAGGGAAGAAGCAAUCCAUGAAGAGGAGCCCGAUGUUCAUCAGGAUGAUGCGACGAAUGGGGAGUCACAUAGCAGCAUGGGGAUCUUCUUGACGCCAAGAUCUCUGUACGGCAAGCUGAGGCUUUCGAAGAUGAUGAUCAAUGAUCAUUACAUGCCUAUAUACAGAAGAAACAUUGAGCAGCUGAUCGCUGAGCUUGAGAAGGAUUCCUCGGAUCCUAUGGGUGAUAGGCUUAACACUACAUAG
Molecule: messenger RNA, 1965 nt
Organism: Miscanthus lutarioriparius
Lineage: Eukaryota; Viridiplantae; Streptophyta; Magnoliopsida; Poales; Poaceae
Source: the annotation of a GenBank genome assembly